This is a messenger RNA of Jatropha curcas, 2702 nucleotides long. RefSeq names its product RING/U-box superfamily protein. The record is from RefSeq and is a predicted model, not a curated record. Lineage: Eukaryota; Viridiplantae; Streptophyta; Magnoliopsida; Malpighiales; Euphorbiaceae.
AACAGUGUCAGGCCCACAGACAGAGUUUGCACCCUUGGCCAAAUAUUUAUAAGCUGCAUGCGCUCCUUUUGUCACCAUUUCCUCUCUCCGCAGACCAGACAUCUAUUUUCCUUUCUCUAGCUUAACAUACAUGGGUUGCACUUUUAGAGAAAAGCAUAUCCGUACAAAUCGGAGAGCGCGAUCAACGAAGCCUGAAUUCGAUCCUUGUUGCUAUGCGUCAUCAAUCUCCAAAUCCAUACUCGAAUCGGGUCUCAAACCCUUGGCUUAUCAUUUGGGUCUGCACGAUCCAAACCACACCAAUCUAAGCCCUAAUUCUAAUGGCAAUCUUGAUGAUAACGGGUGGGGUUACUGUACUGAAGAACAAUUAGAAGAAAUUUUGUUAAAAAACCUUGAAUUUUUAUAUAAGGAAGCCAUUUCUAAGCUUAUUGCUUUAGGUUAUGAUGAAGACACUGCUUUAAAAGCAAUAUUGCGCAAUGGGCAUUGUUAUGGUGGUAUGGAUGUUUUAACCAAUAUAUUGCAUAACUCUUUGGCUUAUUUGAAUAGCAAUUCUGGUGGUGGUGGUAGCAGUAGUAGUAAUGGAAAUUUAGAUGAAUCUGAACCUAUUUUUAAUGAUUUAAGGCAGUUGGAGGAGUAUUCUCUUGCUGGUUUGGUUUGUUUGUUGCAGCAAGUUAGGCCACAUCUGAGUAAAGGCGAUGCCAUGUGGUGUUUAUUAAUGAGUGAUCUCCAUGUGGGUAGAGCAAGUACUAUUGAAAUUCCCAUGGCUAAUUCAACUGGUAAUGGUAAUACUACAGUGCAGAGCAGUGUAGAGAGUGUUAGUAACAAUUGUGUUGAUAAUGGGGUUGGUGUAGUGGCACCAGCACUAUGUAGGUUUCAUGGAGGGUGGGGGUUCGGGAAUGGGGGAGGAUCUGAGUUUGCAGUUAAUCGGUUUUUCUCAUGUAGUGCUGAGAUGUCCUUGCAAAGGGAUAUUGAGUGUCCUAAGAGGUUUAACCUUUCACCUUCAAUGAAAUCUUUGUUGAAGAGGAACGUUGCCAUGUUUGCUGCUGGUUUUAGGGCUAAUUCAAAACAGAUGCAUACACAAUCUCAGGCUCAAUCUGCAUCCGAGUCUUGUUCAGUUGUUACAUCAGGUGGGGACGUAGCACCUGUUGCAACAGGGGCUGAGGUUUUGGUUGAGAAGAUUGAGGAGUCUCAAACUUCGAAGAAUGGGGAUGGGGUUAGUGCAGAGUGGAAAAAGUUCCAAGAUGGAAUUUGUUCAGAAUUUAGUAAGUUGAAUCUUGAUGAGAAUUUGGAGUUUGCCGGGGAAGACCAGAAGGAUGAGAUGAUAGUAACUCUGCUUCAUCAGAUUAAGGAUUUGGAGAGACAAGUAAAGGAACGGAAGGAGUGGGCACAUCAGAAGGCAAUGCAAGCUGCAAGAAAGCUUAGUAGUGACUUAACUGAGCUUAAAAUGUUAAGAAUGGAGAGGGAGGAAACACAACGAUUGAAGAAGGGGAAACAGACUCUUGAGAGUUCAACAAUCAAGAGGCUGGAAGGUAUGGAGGAUGCUUUGAAGAAGGCAGGUGGCCAAGUUGACAGGGCAAAUGCAGCCGUGAGACGGCUUGAGAAUGAGAAUGCAGAAAUCAGAGCGGAGAUGGAGGCUUCAAAGUUAAGUGCAUCAGAAUCAGUGACCACUUGUUUGGAGGUAGCAAAGAGAGAGAAGAAAUACCUGAAGAAGCUUUUGGCUUGGGAGAAGCAGAAAAUGAAGUUGCAAGAUGAGAUUGCGGAUGAGAAAGAGAAGAUCAAGGAGUUGCAAAGAUGUUUGGUUAUGGUGGAGCAAGCUCAGAAGGAUGCUGAGGCAAAGUGGAGACAGGAAGUGAAGGCAAAAGAGCAAGCUUUGGCCCAAGUAGACGAGGAACGACGCUCCAAAGAAGCAGCUGAGGCCAGUAGUAAAAGGAAGCUCGAGUCUUUGCGUCUUAAGAUAGAAAUAGACUUCCAACGGCACAAGGAUGAUCUCCAAAGGCUUGAGCAGGAGCUUUCGCGUCUAAAAUCAUCUGCAGAGCACACUGACUUGAACAAUCAAUUAAAUGCUUUACCCUUAGGAAAGCCUGAGAAGACAAAGCCCCAAGGAGAAACAAUUGCUAGGCUGCUUCAUGAAUUGGAUAGACUGGAGGAUUCGUCCGACAAAGGAGCCAACUGUGAUAGAGAAUGCAUGAUUUGUAGGAAAGAUGAGGUCUCUGUUGUUUUUCUUCCGUGUGCUCAUCAAGUUAUGUGUGCCAGUUGCAGUGACAAUUAUGGGAAGAAGAGUAAAGCUACAUGUCCAUGCUGUCGGGCAGCAAUUGAACACAGAAUUCGUGUUUUUGGUGCAAGCUCGUAGUGAUGGUUUGGCAUAAGAAUAAAAAUUUGUCUCCCAGAGAGUUAAUCGUUUUUCGCCUGGUAUGAUUGAUAUUAUGCAUUUUGCUGCCGUCAAUGGGGCUGCUUGCCAUCUUUUUAGUAUAUAAUUUCCUUUUGAAACACUGCUGCUACUUAACAGCACAAUGAGGUGGAUUGUAAAUAAGAACCAAGCUUCUCUUAGGCUCAUGCUUUUAAAUAUAUACUUGCCUUAAAGGUGCUGCUGCUAAGCACGAGGAGGGUGUACUUGAAUAGAAGCUGAGUUUCGUUAAAGAAUCUUAUUGUUGCCAUCAACUUGAAAUUUUGAGCAUUAUUAUAUACCGGAAUAUAUGUUGAGCUUU